Linum trigynum is the source of this 7590-nucleotide messenger RNA. The record is from the annotation of a GenBank genome assembly. Lineage: Eukaryota; Viridiplantae; Streptophyta; Magnoliopsida; Malpighiales; Linaceae.
CAGAAGCCUGGACUUAAGAUCUCUAAGUGCGCUAAUGCCUUAAAACAAUUCGUCUUUUUUUUAUCAGUUUAAAAACAAUUUGUCUUUGAUGUCUAUUAAAUUGGGGGGAGGGGGGGUACUUGGUCAAUUCCUUAAGUUGUAAGCUCACGAAAUCAAUCUGUCUACAGUUACACUCACCUUGAUGAUAUUAAAGUUCAAACAAUUGAAACUAAAAACAAAAUAUUACCAAGAUGUUAUGAUUCGAUGAUAGUAAAAAUCACAAUGACAAAAAGGACAUAUGUUUUCAAUGAUGUACCAAGAGAAAAGCUUAAUAGGAGAGAACAAAAUUGUCACAAUCCUAAAGGGCCUAAAUUAUCAGGCUAAAAUCCUCGAAUUGUGGACCAUGGUCAAUCUUCUCAUAAACUAUGGUUAUCAAUUUUGCCGUCUCAAAGUUCCCCAUGGUCGAUUUGGAAAGAAAAAGUCUUCCAAUAUGAUCAGUCAUUCUCUUGAGAAGAUUUAUCAUUCAUAGAAAGAUAGAGAGAAAUAGAGAAUUGAAAAUGGCAGAGUCCUUCUCUAAACUCCACCAAUAAGGCCAUGGAAGAAUCAAAAUUGUCAUUCCCAAAUCCUAGACCUAUGAACCUCACUAAUCCUUAACUCUGAAUUAUGCUAUCAUUAGCUUCUGAAACUGAAACUGAAAAGAAAAGGCAUAUCAUCAAGCACCCAUGUCCAAGGCUGGAAGUUUGGUACCGGUAUUUGGGAUAUACCGAAUUUGUCUAUAUUUAGUAUUACCGAAUACACGUAUUAUUUUGUGGGAUUGGGAUUGGGAUUGAAUUUCAAUUGUUAUUCGGUAUUAGGGAUUAUGGGAUUGUGAUCGGUAUAUACCGAAAUACCGAUCAAUACUGAAAUAUAAGCUAAUGUAUAUUUUAUCCUCUCAACUAAACUCUCUCAUUCACUAUUACGCGACCAUCAACCACCGAAAGUAUCAUUUAAUUAUACAUAGAUCAUUACAUUCACACUAUUAUUAGUCGUCUCUCAACCUCAAAUUCGUCAAAUUAAAGAUUACCAAUUACAAUAACUUGAGAUGUUAGCUCUAGGCAACUCAAGACUAUUUGCUUAGUCUCUUCGGCCUAAUUUAAACAAUAAAAUCAAAUUUAUAUAUUUAAUUAUUAAUUGCAAAGAUAAUUAAUUAUGUAUUCGAUAAUACCGAUUGGGAUACCGAAAUUAUUUAGGGAUUGGGAUUGGAAUACCGAAAUUAUUUAGGAAUUGAGAUUGGGAUUGAUUUUAGGGUGUAAUUCGGUAUUCGGGAUUUUGGUAUUUGGUAUUGGGAUACCGAUACCGUACCAAUUUCCACCCUAUCCAUGUCCCAAAUGGGAAGAGUAAAAACUCAUGACCUUAGAUGAUAACAAAAUAGUUUUAAACAUGUGAUUUCCUGUUCUUAAUGUUAAAGUUUUGGAAAAUAAAUGUAUGAGCUACACUACUGUGAUCCGUAUGCUGGAGGAUUGGGGCUUUCUUUGUAGCUCUAUAUAUGACAUACCUUCCAUCAAUCUAUCGCUUUGUAGUUGGGGCUGGGGCGCAACAGUUCAUGAGUCUGAUAUAUGAUCUGGCAUAACUUCAAUCCAUCACAACACCGUAGCAGGAUAAGGUACACAUUCAAGUUGCAAGGUUCUGGCUGAUUUGACUCAAAACUCCACGUAAAGGAAUCCCGAUGCACCGUUAGAAUCCAACCCAGAGUAUUUUAUGAGGAAAGGUAGUAGGGCACAACAACAUAAAAUCAAAAUAAAAAUGAUGCAUCACCCUAAACAAAGAAAUUGAACUACUAAACAAAAUGUAAAUGUCACCACAUCUGAAAAUCUAUACCGAUAAAAACAAAAAGCAAAGCAGGCUUUAACUAAUGGAAAAGUGAAAGUAAACAGAGAUAUGAAAAAGAAAGAGAAAAUUCAUCAAAAUAAAACACAACAAAUUUGGAAUAUGAAAUCAAAUAAAUUGGAAAUAUUGUUUCUAGCUAUCUAUACAGUCAUAUUCUCAUCAGACCCCUCAAAGUAAAUGAGUUGAGGGUGGGCUAUUUAAGAUGGAAACACAGGGUUUAAUAUUAUGGUUGUGCACAACUCGGACGGUACGGAAUGAGAGAAGUUGGGUGAGCUAGGAAGGUUGGGUAGAUUCAGAUGAUGAGGCGAAGAAUAAUUGAGAAGCUCCAACUGAAGAUUGAGGUUAAAACCUGCGGUAAUAAUUUUGCUUUUGGUGUUUAGGGAUUCAUCGAGAGAAGAGGAAAGCAGGUGAGGAGGAAAGGAAGAAAAAGAAACUAUAGUAGUCCAGAUCCGUAUAAGUCAAAACGCACUGUGGAAUUUAAUUUUGGCAAUUCCCUUCAAUGCCCUUCCGGGAAACACUCCCAGGGCUGCAAUUUUGAAAUGGAGAGUUUCAGAUGCUUUAAAACGUAUUAUAUAUUCUCUAGAGUUAGGCAGAUAGUUCAACGUAUAUCCAUAGUCUCAUCAAUUAUUUUUUUCCGACUUAAUAUAUUUAUACACAAAGGAUAACCCGGUGCUAGAAACAAACAAGUUUAUACCGUUUGUCGGUUUAGCAAGUGAAAUGGUCCGAUUAGGUUAUAAUCUGUUUAUGGCACAUUUAAAAAAGUAUGCAGAAAAGUAGGAAACUAUAAAAGUAAAUGAAUUAUGCAUAUAUAUCGACAAUCUCCCUACAAUUUACAUCUAUAUUUAAAUAAAAAUACAACAUCAUAAACAAAAAAAUACUCAUAUUUGAAUAUAAUAUUUAAUAUCAAUAUCAAAACAUGUGUAUUUGAAAACAACAAAUAAUAUCAACAUCCAUAUUAAAAAAAUACAUUACAACCAUAAUGACAAAAUUCUCAUAUGUAAAUACAAUUUUUUUGUUAAUUAAAUUAACCAAAGAAUUUCAUUUUGUGUAGGGGAAGAAAACUGGACAUACCGGUUGGAUCACUGAGGUUCCAGUUUUGACCGAUACUUAUCGAUUUUGACUACCACUUCAUACCGGUGAUAUUACAACCGAUUUUGUGUUCAGUACCGGUUGAACUCGAUUCUUCAGCCGACAAACCACCGACAUGAUAAAGACGAACAAUGAAAGAUGAAAUUACUAGAAGUUUAUGAAACAAAGUAAAGUAAAGUGAUGCCCACAUACUACUUGGUAUUGUACAAAACUUUAAACUAUGAUAAUGUAAAUAUUAUGUAGACUCAAAGUGAAAAACUAUAAUGAAAAUUACUAUUAAGAGGAAUUUGAAGUUUUACUGUAUAUCGGUAAAUUAAAGUUGCAAACACCUAUAGAAUAACAAAAAAAAACACCUAAAUAGGAAAAAGAUAGAAUGUUUUUUCAGAAAGCUUUAUGGAUCCGUUUCAAUCUCUGAGGCCAGAAGCCCUUUCUAGGCUUGGUAUAGAUACAACACCUGGAUUGGGCCUAGCUGAGUUAUAUGGAUCAUAUGUCUUGAAGCCCAUAUAAACUUUCCUUUCUGUCUUUGAUUCACACACGGACACGGUAACCAAUUUCGACUCGGGUUGGGUUUCUCUUGUAGCUGAUCGUCGUUCUUCUUCUUCUUCGUCUCUCCUCCGGCGGCGAAUGCCAAUCAUCGGAACGUCUCCAGCGUCAGUGAGAAAAGAGUCGGAAAUUUAAGCAAAAUGGAGGAACGGAGCGUCGGAGAGGUGCUCUACGAGGAACGACGUCACGCCUCCGGCCCAUAUUCUUCCCAUUAUCCUCCUCUCCCUCCCAAGAGUAAUGAUGGCGGAAGCGGCGGUUUCCUCUCGUUUCUUUCAAUUCGAGGUAUAAGCCAACUCAAAGAGAAGUGGAGUGGUCAGAGCAAUCAAGCAAAUGUUAAGAAGCCUGCCUCUCUGUUUAUCUCCCCAAGGGGUGAGCAUGUUGCUGUUGCUACUGGGAGUCGGAUAACAAUCUUGCAAAAGGAGGAUGAUUACCAAGAGCCAUCUGGUCUUUUUAAUGGUGGCAGUUCUUGUUUAUAUACCUGUGGAACCUGGUCAGAAUCACACAAUGUACUUGGUGUUGUUGACAACAUGGACACUAUGUAUUUCAUCAAAGCAAGUGGUGUACAGAUAGCACAAUUUACUAAGAGGCAACUCAAAAUCUCUUCACCUAUAAUUGGUCUGAUUCCCCAGGAUUGUGGUGAUGGUCUUGGAUCUUGUGUAUGUAGUUUCGUAGUUGUAACGUCAGAUGGCCUUCUUCAUCAUGUUGAUGUCGGUCGAGAGCCAAGCAGUGGCUGUGUGUCAAAUAGCAGUUCAGCAGCUAAACCACAGUUCCCUAAGGAUGUUUUCUGCUUUCAGUAUGCCCCAGAGAAUUCUCUGCUUCUUGUGGUUGGUGGCAUUGACAGUGCCUCUGUAACUUCUGGUCUAAAGCCUGGCUGCCACCUUUCCCUUUGGCGUCGAUGUCAGAACUUGAAUCUUGAACAGUUGUCUACUCUUCAGUUUGAAGGCCAGUAUUGCAGACUGCAAGAUGCCGUUAAGUGUCUGGCAUAUCCUAAAGUACUAAUAUCUCCAGAAAGCCAAUUUGUCUCUACUCUGGAUGGAACAGGACACUUGCAUGUUUUUAGGAUGGAUAAAGAAAGCUGGGCACUUUCCAGCUUCGACAACGUGGAGGGAUCAACUCCAUCUGCUGCUAAUAACCUAUUAAAUGAACAGAAUGCUUACUUGAAUGACAUUGUAGAUUUUACUUGGUGGUCAAAUCACAUCAUGACUGUUAUUAAAAGGGGCGGAAUUGUUUUGAUGCUUGAUAUGCUUAGUGGCACAAAAGUCCUGGAACAUGAUCUGGCAUACUCCAUGCCCAUGGUGGACAGAGCACAGGAAAUCCAGGGGUCGAUAUUUCUUUUAGAGAGCAAAUUCUCUGAUCACAGAAAAAUUCCAUCUGACCACAUUGGACAAUUAAGUGACUCACAAGGCAUGGAGGAAAAAGCAGAAGACAGUUUUGAUCAAUUUGAUGUUUCCCGGAUGUCUUGGAGUUUGAUGUCACUUUCUCAGAAAUCUGUUCAUGAAAUGUACAGUAUCUUAAUUGGAAAUGGUAAAUACCAGUCAGCAUUGGAUUUUGCCAAUCGUUAUGGAUUACAGAAAGAUGAAGUAUUCAAAUCACAGUGGCUGCAAUCUCCCAAACGAAUCAGAGAUGUAAAUAUGUAUUUGACUAGAAUCAAGGACCUUAGUUUUGUUCUUUCUGAAUGUGGGGAAAGAAUAGGACCAACAGAGGAUGAUAUGAAAGCUCUUCUUGCACACGGUAUUGGUGUAUCUGAUCAGUUUCGUAUUUCUGAAGAAGAAAAUUAUGAUAGCUACUUAUGGGAUUUUCGAAUCGCCAGGCUUCAGUUACUGCAAUCCAGAGACAGGUUGGAGACGUUUCUUGGCAUAAACAUGGGCAGGUUCUCUGCGCAGGAGUACUGCAAAUUUCGGGUCACCCCUCUUGAGGAAGUAGCUGUAAUCCUGGCUGAAAGUGGAAAAAUUGGGGCUCUUAAUCUCCUCUUCAAACGGCAUCCCUAUUCCCUGAAUCCGUUUAUGUUACAAGUACUAGCUGCAAUUCCUGAGACUACUCCUGUUCAAACAUAUGGACAACUUCUUCCUGGGAAGUCUCCUCUUAUCAGCAUAGCUCUCAGGGAAGAAGACUGGGUUGAAUGUGAGGCGAUGGUACGAUUUAUCAAUCAGUUAUCUGAUAGCCAUGAGAUGGGAAUCCAGAUCAGAACUGAAUCUAUUGUACAGCGCUGCAAUGGACAUCUUUGGCCAUCUACUGAAGAACUCUCUAUAUGGUACAAAAAGAGAGCAAGAGAUAUUGAUUACUAUACUGGUCAGUUGGAGAAUUGCCUUUGCCUGCUUGACUUUGCAUGUCGAAAGGGUGUCACUGAGUUAGAGCAGUUUCAUCAGGAUAUUUCUUACUUAUGUCAGCUUAUUUAUUCUGAUGACAGUGACAGUGAUAGUGAUAUGUGCUUAGAUAUGAGUCUUGUUGCAUGGGAAGAAUUGUCUGAUUACGAGAAAUUUAGAAUGAUGCUAAAGAACGUCAAAGUUGAAAAUGUGGUCAAAAGGUUAAAUGACAAAGGAAUUCCUUUUAUGUUGAGUAAAACCUCUGCUGUUAGCUCUGCCACUAUGGAUCAGCUUACAGACCACCAGUCUUCCUUACAUGAGGAGAAUACGUCUUUCUUGAUAAGGUGGCUUAAAGAGAUGGCUGUGGAGAAUAAAUUGGACAUAUGCCUGAAGGUGAUUGAAGAAGGGUGCAAGGAGUUGGGAAAUGCUGGUUUCUUCAAAGAUGAUACUGAAGCCAUAGAAUGUGCUCUUCAGUGCAUAUACUUGUGCACUGUUACAGACAGAUGGAGUACCAUGAGUGCUAUAUUGUCAAAGCUUCCGCAGAAGCAAGGUUAGUCUUUUGUUAUAUGUAUUCCAUCUCUGACAUUAGGAUACUGACCAAGUUUUGUAGAGUAAGUAGAAAAGAAGAUGAUUGAUUCCUCCCAUUGUCACUUAAAAUUAAUAAGUGAAGGCCCCAUAUCGCUACAAUUUGUGGGACUUAACCUUGUCGUAACCUUCUUUCCAUGGUAUGAGUUCUCUGGCUACCUUUUGUCUCCUAAUCCAAAGUUCCAAAUCAAAUUUCUGUCUUAUGGAUACAGUUCCACACGUCUUUUGGUAAUUGAACCUACUUGGUAGAAUUGUCCAUCAUGGGCUAUCCAUUGCUUUCAACUGUUUCCUUACUCAAGGGAAUCCCUUACAGAAGUCAGAGCACUGAGCGGAACCCUGGAGAAGAGACUCAAACUUGCAGAAGGUCAUAUUGAAACUGGGAGGCUUUUAUCAUUUUACCAGGUUUGUUUGUCUCUCUAAUAGUUAUAAGUUUGACUGGUAGGAACUAGGAAGGAGUAAUAUUUUGUAUCUGCCUUUUGGUGUGGUGUGGAUGGUAUAACCCUCAUAGGUUGAAGUGGAUAAAUUAAGUUGGUGUAAUUUUUUGUUGAGGAUAAUAUUGUUUAGUAGUCUUGUGAUUAACAGGGAAUUAACAUCUUGGUAGAUGACUUAUUUGGUGGUGUAAGCCAGUUAAGUAACUGGAUUCCCCUUGUCCCAGUAUGUUAAAGGUGGUACUAGUGGCGAGCCAAGAAUAGUAGAUCCUGUUACACAAUAACUUCUUGGUUUGUAUAGUUCACCAAGUUCUGCCGAGGGUCACAAAAGUAUCCCUUAUUUUGACUUUCUCUCUUCUCCUAUGAAGAGUUAAUUUGCUUCAUGCUUGAAGUAUAGUGACUUUGGUAGCAAGCAUCUUUGAUUAAAUGAUAAUUUUUAUUUGGUUUGUAAUUCCCGCAGACAUUUUGAAAAUGCAUAAAAUGUUGAACCUGUACACUAAGAAUUCCUUGUCCCAGGCUACUUAAAUUUGCGUUAGCAUGUUGCAACCAUCUUUAGAAAUCAUUAUUUCUGAUUUCAUUUGUUGAUUAGUUGUUUUGGGUGAUAAUUGUUGAUGUUUAAGUAGCAGUUGUGACAUAGCAUUUCACGAUUCUUGGAAUUGUCAAAGUACCUGUUCUGUAAUUUGCUUUUUAAUAAAUUAUAGAACAUAAGCUUCUUGGAUCAUGAGUCAUGACAUGUAUCUUAGUCAAUAACUAGUGCCUAUUAACUUGCAAACAAACAAUGAACAGUGCCAGCUACG